AUGGGCAGCAUGGCAUUAAAAUGCAACAUUCUGGUUACAACAAUGGAGCUCUCUGCAGCUUGUGCGGCUCAAAAGGUUAAAUCUUCACAUGCACGAUGGCUUCUACGCAUCUUGGCGCCGACGAUCAUCACAAUUAACCACUUUGCAUGGAACUGGGGCAAAUACGAUCAGUUAAGCCACGAAAAAGUAGCAUUUGGCCAAGAAUAUUACUUUUCGAGAUGGUUCAUGCUCGUAAAUUCGAUGGCGAAGCAACCGCGCCAGUGGGCGGGAUUCAUGCCCAACACCGCUUCUUGCAUGAAACACAGCGUGCCGUACAGCCUACCAAUGCAGAUGCUGCAGCGAAAGAAAAAUGUUCUGGAAAACUUAUGCAGCCGAGAAUUCGUUGAGCCCAGUGAGAUUCACAAUAAACGUAGAUAUUUUGAGCAUACUUCUUCAAUACGAAAUGUAGCAGUAAUCAUAGAUCACAAUAUCACACAUCAAGGUAGUGAAGGCGAAUAA
Molecule: messenger RNA, 498 nt
Organism: Meyerozyma guilliermondii ATCC 6260
Lineage: Eukaryota; Fungi; Ascomycota; Pichiomycetes; Serinales; Debaryomycetaceae
Exons: 1
Coding region: 1-498 (165 amino acids)
Source: RefSeq, a predicted model, not a curated record